AUGGCGGUGAGCGCGGAGAUUUGAGUGUGGUGCCUCGAGAGGCGAGGAGAGCACAGGGGCGUGUGUUUGUGUCCGCGUGUGAGCGUGUUUUUUUCGUCCCGGCGUUCAGUUUUGGCCACCGCCGCAGCCGCCACUUCUUCUUCGUUUCGCCAGUCCUCCGACGGCAAAAAGACGGAAUGGCGUCGACGUCGACGGCUCUUGUGCCACCGACGCCUCCAGAGGCUGUCAGGAACUUCCGAGCUCGCUUCAUCGCCAAGUGCAUGCCGGAGAACGUAGGGACCACAGAGACCGACGGCAGCGAGUUGUACAAGGUAAUCCUGGCCUUCUGUAGAGACUGCACCCCCUUUGAAGGAAGUCAGUAAUAACCGUAUCGAUUUUUCUUGAGCUGGGGAUUGGGUACAUCUUUGAUGAUUAUUUUACAAUGUACAGCCUUUAUUUUGGAAAAGGUGGGAAUAAAAAUCAGGAAAUUACAAAAAAAGCUUAUUGGAUUUUUAUUGAAAGGACUCUGAGAAAUGACGCCGUCAAAAAUAUCUUAUUACAGAUUUUGCGAUCGAUUGCCGUAAUAGAAGCGCAAAUGUAAAGUUAUUUUCUACUUUGCCGUAGAACUUACUUUACUUUCCUUCCUUUAGAAAUGUUUAUGAAAGGGAUUCAAUCUGGAAUAGUUUAGAAAUAUUCAAUCAUUAAGCGUUAUUGAUUUUUAGAAGUUUCAUGAUUUUAGACGAUUAACAGCGGCAAGGAGAUUGACAGAACUCAGCUCAUCAACUAUUCAUGGCAAUACUCGAUCCCACAGAACUUGCGCCUCCUCGUUUGGAAGCUUCUUCUCGGUUUUCCAUAUAUAUCAUUCUCUCAGAAAGCUGAAUUCAGGAAUUUUGAGCGAAAAUCUGGAUAUCCGCGAGAUAUUGGAACGGGAUAGAAAACUGGAGGUUCUCAACUGAGUGAAGAACUUUGGAAAAAGUUUAUUUUUAAAGGCGGAAACUUAUUUUGACGGACUGCGCUCGUGGCGUCGGAACGAAGGAGCCAGGCUUGAAUCCGAAGCGACGCCCACAACUUCCGACAUUUCUUCGUGAGGAUCUUUUUCCACCAAAUAUAGAAUCUUCACGAAAUUUUCGAAAGAUUUUUCUUCCAUGUCAUGCGAAAUUUUCUUCCUGAGAAUUAAAGAGAACGCUUGCUUUCAAAACUAUUGAAUAAUCAAACAAGGUAGUAUUAGGUUUUAGUUUAUGUUCUUUCUGGGUUUUUUUGACGUCUAUUUUGUUCCUGGUGAGAACUUCACACAAAAAAUGAAAACUUUGUAUGUUGCUUUUUACGAAAAAAAAAAUUGCUCAACACACGUGGGGACAAGAUAUUCGAAAAGGACACUGAUCCAGGAAUUUUUGUCUUUUUUUGAUACUAAUUCGCAGUAGAACAUGAUAGGCACUACAGUAACCCAGAAGAAAUGAGAUAUAAUCAGAACAGAGAGGAAAUUUGACGCGAUAACGUUCCAACCGGUAACCUCCUACCGCCGAAAUCAAAUUGAUGUGCGAAAUGAUUACUUUGAAAAAAAAAGAAACUGGUUUCAGGAUGAUUCUCCUGUCGCAGAACCGUCUGUGCGACGAUCGAACUCGUCACCAGAGUCGCUGUAUGCGUGUUGAGGCGGUUCGUUGCGUCGAGAAGAGUACACUUUGAGAAAAGAAAGCUUCCAUUCCGAUUCUGAGCAGUGAAAUGGAGGAAAAAAUAACCUCCAAAACAUUUAAAAAAAGGGGAUUUUUAGUUUUCUUCUGUAGAAUCCUUUCGAGAGUUUUGAAAGCUUAAUUUUCAUGUUAAAUUAUUUUAAACGCAUUCUCUCACACUGCGUAAGUAUUACAAGGUUUUGGAAGUACUUAAGCCUAAUUUAUCCUAUUAUUUGAUUGGUAGGAAACAUUUUCAGCUCGUCGCCAAGGUAGAGACAAUCUGUCGCGAUUGCUGGUACUCAACGUUCGCCAUUUCCAAACGUCUCGUCGCCCUGAUCGAGAGCAAUUUCCCGCCGAAAAUGCUUCUGUUCGCCGUUCAAGAAGUUUCUUUCGAGCAUAUUCCGUUGUUUCAUUGUGUUAUGUUCGAAGAUUGGGGAAAGUCUCAACUCGUUGAAUCGAAACAAGGAAAAGGCCGACCGACUGCCCGAUUUCACUACGUCGACCUAUGCAGCGGUGAGAUGGCGGCUUUUGAAUGAUUUUUUGGAUUCUCGCAAUUUUGAAUGGAAAAUUCAUUAAGAAUUUCUCAAAAACUGCAAUAGUUUGAAAUCGUUAACGCUAUCGAUUUUUCUGUAUCAAAAAAGUUACAGGACAUCGAAAUGUUCUUGCUUUCUGGUGGCUGCGCUUUGCUGAAGAGUGACCGCGCCGCCCAUUUGUUCGUUUUUUUUUUUCAAUCUUCGAUAGAGCUGAUAUUUUUGUUCCAUUCUUUGAUUUUUGAAAUGGAUAUUCAGGCUUUUGGACAAAAUCUGUACUGGUCGGAACGUCGCUCUUUUGAUUGUCACGUUUGUCUCGGAUUAUAUGGCUCUUCAAGUGAAGUUCGACGUUGAGGUUUGUCUUCUCUUUCGAGUUGAAAAAUUAUUUUUCAUAAAUUAGAAAUGAGGGGUUUGAACAAGGGCAGGGAUUGAAAAUAUCAAAAAAAAAAAACAAAAUUCUGAUAAGCAAAAUUCGGUAAACUGUCUUAACCUUGUGAGAUUUGAAAACAGCAAACAGAUUAUCGUAAGAAAAUGUAAAUUGGGCCUAUGGCUUAUGAAUAUCUGAUUAAAGAAACGACGUAGUAAUACCGGAGGCUUUAGCCGAAUUUUUCUAACCGAGUAAGCAAGAGAAAAAGCUUUUUUAAAUAAGGAAGCUGUUCAGGCGGAGAAGCGCCGGAUGACGGAGGAGAACGAGUGCAAACUGGUGCGGCACGUCAUCGAGAAGGUCGUUCAGACCAACAACGGCAAGUACCGCGGAGUCCGCUGCGAUUCCAAGUUCACCUCGGCCCUCCCCUGA
This is a messenger RNA of Caenorhabditis auriculariae, 2972 nucleotides long. NCBI's taxonomy places the organism in Eukaryota, Metazoa, Nematoda, Chromadorea, Rhabditida, Rhabditidae. The record is from the annotation of a GenBank genome assembly.